UAUCAAUAUUGUCAGUUGAGUUAGUCGUCUUUACGAACUAAAACAUGUUUUUAAGGAUUAAAACAUGUUUCUUAUAGAUGACAACAUGGAUGAAACGUAUGAUCCCAAAAUAAUUGAUGUCGUCCACUUUCUUUAUGCCACUUUAGCAACUUCACUUCUUAUAAAUUUUGCCUGACUAGUUUACUAUAGUUGAUUUAGCACACUUCAGUCAAUCUAUUUCCCUACACUCCUACUAGUACAGUACAAACUACAAAAUCGUUUAUAAAUUUGCAGCAUCAUAUACACAACAUCAUAAACAAAAAAAUGAUGCCUCUAAACUCAUAUUUUACUAUUCUACUAAUUGCUCUCUUAUUUUCAUAUACAUCUUCUUCAAUUGAUACUAGUACACAUGAAGAAAAUUUCCUUGAAUGUCUCUAUAGUUAUUCACAUAACUCAACUUCAAUCUCUGAAGUUGUGUACACCAAAACCAAUUCCUCUUACUCAUCGAUACUCAAAUUUACAACUCAAAAUCUCAGAUUUGCAUCCAACACAACACCUAAACCUCUUUUCAUUAUCACACCUAAACAGAUUUCCCAAAUUCAAACAACCAUAAUCUGUUCACAAAUCCACAACCUGCAGAUUCGAAUCCGAAGCGGUGGCCAUGAUUUUGAGGGUCGGUCCUAUGUUUCUGAAGUCCCAUUUAUCAUCCUUGAUCUCACAAACUUCAGAGAAAUUGAAGUAGAUGUAGAAAACAGGACAGCUUGGGUUCAAUCUGGUGCAACAAUUGGUGAACUUUACUACACAAUUUACCGAAAAAACCAAAAUCUUGGUUUUCCGGGUGGUGAAUGUCCUACUAUAGGUGUUGGUGGACACAUCAGUGGCGGUGGCUAUGGAACCUUGGUUCGUAAAUUCGGGCUUGCAGCUGAUAAUAUAAUUGAUGCUCACAUAAUUGAUGUGAAGGGUAGGUUUCUUGACAGAGAAGCAAUGGGUGAAGAUUUGUUUUGGGCUAUUAGAGGUGGUGGAGGAGCAAGUUUUGGAGUCAUAAUUUCAUGGAAGAUUAAACUUGUUCAAGUUCCAUCAAUUGUGACAGUCUUCAAUGUUCCAAAAACAUUGGAACACAAUGCAACAAAGCUUAUUCACAAGUGGCAGUUUUUGACAAGUAGAAUUGAUGAAAACUUAGAAAUUACUGUUAUCUUACAAAGGGUAAAUUCAAGUAUAAAGGGGAAGUCAAAAUCAACAGUACAAGCUAUAUUUCAAGCCUUGUUUCUUGGAGGAGUAGAUAAGCUCAUACACUUGAUGCAAGAGAAGUUUCCUGAGCUUGGUUUGGUUAGAGAAGAUUGUGUUGAGAUGAGUUGGGUUGAAUCAGUUCUUUACCUUUACGGGUUUCCGAAAGACGAACCACUUGAAACGUUGCUCAACAGAACACUUGCUGCAAAGGAUAUUUACAAAGUAAAAUCUGAUUUUGUCAAAAUUCCCAUUCCUGAAGUUGGAUUAGAAGGAAUAUGGCCUAUGUUUCAUGAAGAUGGUGCCAAAGAUGCCAUGGUGAUAUGUUUUCCUUAUGGUGGCAUAAUGGAUAAUAUUUCAGAGUCUGAAAUUCCAUUUCCACACAGACAUGGAAAUUUAUAUCAAAUUUAUUACUCAGUUCAUUGGCAUCAAGAAAGUGAUGAGGUAGAAAAAAUGAAAAUGAAUUGGAUUGGAAAAUUGUACAGUUAUAUGGAACCUUUUGUUUCAAAGUCUCCAAGAGCUGCAUAUAUUAACUAUAGAGAUCUUGAUAUUGGGGUGAAUAAUAUUAAUGGAUACACAAGCUACAAGCAAGCUAGUGUUUGGGGUGUUAAAUACUUUAAGAACAACUUCAAAAGAUUGAUAAAAGUGAAGACUAAAGUUGAUCCUCUAAACUUCUUCAGAAAUGAACAGAGUAUACCUUCUCUCAUGUGUUCAAGGGACAUAAAGAAAUCCUUGUAGCAGAUAAGGUCAUAAUAGAAUAAUGCAAUAUGCUUUUUUAUUUUUCUUUUAUUUCUGUAUUGUUUUUAAAAAAUAAAAGUUUGGCACAAAAAUGCUACACAAAAACGUUUAGUACGUUUUAGGUGGGUGAGCGUGCGGGUAUGGACCGCGGAAAAUAAAAUUGAGGAAUCAAUUUCCGUAAAACAAAAGAUGUAACACAGCAAAAAAAUAAAAUCCAUGGGUGUUAUGCUAGUAAUUGAGUUUGCUUGCAAUCUAGAUGUCAAUAAUGCUUUCUAUGCUGAAUUGGUGGGUGUUAUGCUAGCAAUUGAGUUUGCUCACAAAAAAUGUUGACAUUGUCUGUGGAUUGAAACAUACUUACAAUUGGUGACUAUGGCCUUCAAAUCUCGCUCUAUAGUUCCUUGGAACUUAAGAAACAGUUGGCUCAUUUAUAUCACUAUUACUAGUAGUACGCAAUUUAUUAUAUCUCACAAUUUCAGAGAAGUAAAUCAAUGUGUUGAUAGGCUUGCCAAUCUUGGCCUGCAAAUGGACAUUUAUCAUCGAUGGGAUAGCAUUCCUCCGACUAUUUUAAAUGCUUUCAUAAGAAAUAGAUUGAGUUUACCUGAA
Medicago truncatula (barrel medic) is the source of this 2544-nucleotide messenger RNA. RefSeq names its product tetrahydrocannabinolic acid synthase. Gene Ontology annotation, molecular function: oxidoreductase activity; FAD binding. The record is from RefSeq and is a predicted model, not a curated record. The transcript has a single exon. Bases 304 to 1941 code for a protein of 545 amino acids. Lineage: Eukaryota; Viridiplantae; Streptophyta; Magnoliopsida; Fabales; Fabaceae.